This is a messenger RNA of Nannospalax galili (Upper Galilee mountains blind mole rat), 2301 nucleotides long. RefSeq names its product protein PPP4R3C-like. The record is from RefSeq and is a predicted model, not a curated record. Bases 1 to 2301 code for a protein of 766 amino acids. Gene Ontology annotation, biological process: protein dephosphorylation; DNA damage response. Lineage: Eukaryota; Metazoa; Chordata; Mammalia; Rodentia; Spalacidae. Gene Ontology annotation, molecular function: protein phosphatase activator activity. The transcript is spliced from 2 exons. Gene Ontology annotation, cellular component: nucleoplasm; protein phosphatase 4 complex.
AUGUCGGAGAAGUUUCAUAAUGUAAAUGUAUUUACCAUCACUGAGGAUAAAGAGUGGGAAAAGAUAGGCACAGGGAAAAUCUCUUCAAAGUACAUCGACAGACUACAGGGCAUAUGUCUCCUUGUUCAUUCGGAAUCUGAUGGCUCCCUGAUUUUGGAGUAUAAGAUAGAGACUCAUGUGUCCUAUCAGAAACAAGAGAAUAUAAUCAUUUGGUCUGAAGCUCGGAACCACAGCAUGGCAAUUCAUUUCGAGGAUCCAGAUGGUUGUCAGGCCAUCUGGAAAGACAUCUGUGAAGUCCAAGGUAAAGAUUCAAGCGUGGAUAUCACACAAGACCUUCCAUCCGGUUUAGAAAGAUUUACGAAAAUGCCACAAAUCUGGAAUCUGGAUGAGACCGCAAAGUGCAAACUCAGUACACUUCAAUACAUUUCAUAUUUACUUAAUUCUGGCUUUGACAAUCCAAAACAUAAGGAAGAUCUGGCUCUGAUGUUGGAAAAUGAGGGUUAUAUCAAGAAAUUAUUGCAGUUGUUCCGUGAUUCUGAGAUCGAAGGGAACAUUGAAGCCUUGCACCAUUUGUAUAGCGUUGUUAAAGGAAUUCUGUUCCUCGAUAACUAUUCUUUGUUUGACAUCAUGUUUUCUGAGGAGUGUAUCAUGGAUGUGGUAGGUUGCCUUGAAUAUGAUCCUCGUUUGGAUGAGCCAAGACAACACAGACAAUUCCUGACUCAGAAUGCAAAGUUCAAAGAAGUCAUGCCAAUAGCACAUUCCGAACUUCAGGAAAAAAUACACCAGACCUACAGAGUACAGUAUAUUCAUGACAUUCUGUUGCCUAUACAAUCCAUAUUUGAAGAAAAUCUUCUUUCUGAUCUUAGAAAUUUUAUUUUUUUCAACAAAAUUGAAAUAGUUACCAUGCUACAGGAAGAUCAAAUGUUUUUGUCCAAUGUUUUUGCACAGUUAAAAGAUGAAGCCAUAGAUAGUGAGAGACGAUGUGAAUUGUUACUUUUUUUCAAGGAAUUCUGUGAAUUUUCCCAGGCACUACUGCCUAAAAAAAGACAGAUAUUACUGAAAAUAAUGAUAGAACAUGGAAUCAUGCCUAUUCUUAAAGUUAUAAUACAAAAGAACCAUUGCCGAAUAAAGGUAGCUGCUAUACAUAUAUUUACUCUUCUUGUAGAUUAUAAUCCAUGUAUAGUCCAACAGUAUGCAAUGAAAGAAGCUCAGGAGUGUAAAGAUGAUGACGACCUUCUCAUUAACAUAAUAAUUGCACAAUUGAUCUGUGAUGCUGAUCCUGAAUUUUCACCUCACAUCAACUUGGUAGGAGUUCUUCAUUGUUUACUGGAUCUAGAAAACCUUAAAAAAGCUAAAGAAUUUGAAAGAAGGGAAUUUCUAAAUUUCUUCUAUACACGUUGCAUGCAUACCUUGAUAGCACCACUAUUAUCUAUUGCAGCCCAAAAAGAUAGUGAAGAUUACAUAUUUGAACCUGACAAGGAAGAACUUUGUCCUGACAAUUAUCAAACUGCCCAGAUGCUUAGUUUAAUUUUGGGAUUACUCACAUUUUGUGUGGAACAUCACCCAACCCAUAUUCAAAACUGUAUUUUGAGCAAAAAUUUGCUCAAAACUGUGUUGGUGUUGAUGAGUUCAAAACACACCUUUCUGAUCUUGAGUGUUGUCCGGUUUAUGAGAAAGAUGAUUGGUCUUAAGGAUGAAAUUUAUAAUCAUUAUAUAAUCAACAGAAAUCUUUUUGAGCCUGUUGUGAAUGCUUUUGUGAGUAAUGGAACGCGGUACAAUAUGUUAAACUCAGCUAUUAUUGAAUUAUUUGAAUUUAUAAAAGAGGAAAACAUCAGUUCUCUUGUUACACACAUUGUUGAAAAGUUUUUUGUGGCUUUUGAAUCAACCGAAUACGUUCAAACAUUUAAAGAGUUGAAGAUUAAACCUAGCACAGUCACUGAGGUAAAAGUCAAGGAAGAAAUAUGUUCUAAGAAAAAAGAACAAGAAACAGCUCUUUCAUCAAUGGGAAGUGACUUUCCAAGUUGUUACAAUGUGUUUAUGGAAACUAAAGGUAAAAAAUCAAAUGAAAAUAAAGAACACCCAGAAAGAGAAUCGUCUGAUGCCUUCAGAUAUUCUUCAUCAUAUCCUGAUGGUGACAGUAACAGGAUGAAUAGAGCACACUCUAGUCCGAGGGUUGCUUCAGUGAAUUUAGAUGAUGAUGACAAUGAUAACAACGAUAACGGAGAUGGUGAACAAGAUGACAAAAAUGAAGAUGAAGAAGACAAAUCACCUCCCUCUAAAAGACCUAAUCUUAGUUUAUAA